Molecule: messenger RNA, 1391 nt
Organism: Trichobilharzia szidati
Lineage: Eukaryota; Metazoa; Platyhelminthes; Trematoda; Strigeidida; Schistosomatidae
Source: the annotation of a GenBank genome assembly
GUUAACGAAACAUUGCCUUGGUUUAUCAGAUUUAUCUAGAGCUUCAUUUGACUUGUGUGCUACAGUAUCGUGAAGCAUACCACUAACCUGUUUUUUGGUUUUUAUUUGCACACCUAUAGGUUGAAACAAUGAUAGAUCCUUCUGCGUCAAAGUUUGAAGUAUUCAAGGAACCUAGGGGUUUUAUGAAGUUGAUCGAGAUAUUUAUAGCAGUAUCUGCAUUCGCAACAACGUGCGAUUUUUCGACAAGUGUUCAACUUGAAUAUAAAUGUAUAAAUAAAAGUAUUGAAACAUGGAGUGCUAAGUUUACUUAUCCUUUCAGUAUUGACUCGAUUAUUCUUCCGAAAUGUGAAAAUUCAGAAACAAAACAUAUGUAUGGAAAUUACGCCUCGGCAGCCCAGUUCUACGUAUUCGUCGGUGUGCUAACGAUGUUAAUAAGUAUUGGCGUUUGUGUCCUUUACAUUUAUUUCCAUGAUCGUUAUCUUAGUGACCCGCGUUUUAGUAAAUACGAAUUCAUUAUGUCGAUCCUACUUGUCAUAUUCUGGUUCGCUGCUUCUUGCGCAUGGGCCGAUAAUGUACAACAGUUCAAAAAAUACACAUCAGAAGACAGAAUCUGUAAUGAAAUUGAAAAUCCUGUCACUUGCCAUGUUAAAGAACAAGCUACGUAUGGUGGAUUAAAUGCUUCUCUGAUAUUCGGAUUUACCAACGUUGCUUUGUGGGCUGCUGGUCUGUGGUUCAUUUGGAAAGAAACACCCUGGGCUGGAAAUGAUCCUAUACUAGGACCAGAGAAUAUAGCUGCUGCCGCGGAUGGGUCUCAAAUGUGAUCUAAUCCUGAUACAAUGCUUUUAUCUUGUUCCAAAGAUUCGCCGUAUCUUUGACAUUUUUUCAUGAUUGCUUGUGAAGUUCAAUUGUAAAUCACUCAUUCAUGGAUUGUUAUCUUCAUAUUUCUACUAUUAGUUUGUCAUUAACAUCACGUGAACACUAAAAACCCGAUGAGCCUGUUGUGUUUCUGAUUUUCAUUGUUGCAAAAAUUUCACUCUAAACAUUGUUCAGAGGUAUUGUACUUGUGCAUAAAAAACGCCAUCGUGUUUUUUGUACCUAAUGUUUAGCUAAAUAACGUUUCAUCCACUCGUCUAUUUUUGCUGAUAAGUCUGCCUUCCUUUAUUUUAUAUAUUUUACUUUUUGGCUUGUAUUGGUAUCACUUAAUGCUGUUUUAAUUGUUAAAUAAUACGGUGAAUUGUUAUUACAUGUAUAUCAUAAUUACUCAAACAGAAUACUUACUAUGUUUCUGUCUUAGACUAUGAAGAUAAAGAAAGCGUAUUUAUUGAGUUAGUUAAUGCAAGUAUUAUCGAUGUCUAGUCUGCAAUCGCUCAUCACACAUUAUUGUAUUUACU